Messenger RNA from Exaiptasia diaphana, 3079 nucleotides. RefSeq names its product leucine-zipper-like transcriptional regulator 1 homolog. Gene Ontology annotation, cellular component: Golgi apparatus. Gene Ontology annotation, molecular function: protein binding; calcium ion binding. The coding region runs from base 273 to 2840 and encodes 855 amino acids. Lineage: Eukaryota; Metazoa; Cnidaria; Anthozoa; Actiniaria; Aiptasiidae. The transcript is spliced from 20 exons. The record is from RefSeq and is a predicted model, not a curated record.
UAUGCCAAUCUGUCAACAAGCUACAAACUAAGCGGUAAUUUUAGGGAUAUUAAUCUUACUUCACUUGAUCAUUUUAUCCAAGAAAUGGCGUAAAGAGCUGGCUAGAAGCACAGGAUUAUAUUUAGUCGUUAGUUUAGGACAAUGUCGAAUUAAAUCGUCUGUCGGAUAUUGUCAACAAGAGCAACGAUGUUUUGGUGGCGACGGUCGUUGAGGAAGCUUGCCGACCCAUAUCGUUUUGUUCAACUCAUAAUUACGCCGUAACAGCGUUUAAAAUGGGUCAAGACCUUUCUAAACAUAGCAAAGUGUCUGGAAGUUAUGACUCUUUGCACCUCAACAAGCUAAAAAGUCUGCAAUGUAAUCGAGCUACCUCAAAAUUUUCAGAGAAAGAGUUGAACAGUUUGAUAAGAUUAUUCUACAAUCUAGCAGCAUUGUCUCCACAACAUAAUUACAUUGAUAAACCAACAUUUGAACACUACUUCCCACUAGGAGGGAUAUUGGCUAGAAGGUUAUUUGUAGCCUUUGACACAGAUAGAAAUGGUGUUAUUGAUCUUCAAGAAUUUUUAGAUGGUAUGGCAUUAUGUCUUCAAGGGUCAGUGGAUGAGAAGUACAAAAUAGCAUUUGAAAUGUUUGACAUUGACGAAACAAAUGGUGUGGCACCUUGGGAAUUGCAUAUGGUACUAAAAUCUGUUCUUGCGACUACAUCAAGAUUAUUAGAGAAAAGACUCAGUAAAAAAGAGUUAUCUGAAGCAGAAAUGGACUGCUUGGCGCAUCGCAUUGUGCAAGACGCCUUUAAGGAACAAACGCGAGAUAUGAACGGGGAAAGUAAAAUGACUUUAAAAGUGUUCAAGACUUGGGUAGAGAAACAUCCAUUCGUCCUAGACUCGAUAUUUGGCCACAGUUGUCUCAAAGACAAGAACUUGCAGAAGCAGUACGCACGUCUAGGUAGCGAAGAAAACCUUGGUGGUUUGUCAGCGUCAGUGAAAAAACAAACAUGGGUCAGUUCUUCAUGGAAUCAAAAUGAACCUCGCUCUGCAACUAAUACUUCGACAGGCAAUUCCUAUGCCAAAUCAGACUAUUUAUGGAGUCCUGUGUUUGCUAAAAUGAACGCCAAACCUUCCAAACGAUGUAAACUUGCAGCUUGCGUCGUAUAUGAUUCAGUGUUCGUUUACGGUGGGCGUGGUAUAUGCACGUCACUCAAGGAUAUGUGGAGAUAUGAUAUAGGUGAAAAUACGUGGUUUCCUGUGGAAGAACGGGGAGAAAAUCGACCUUCGUACCUUCAGGAACACACCAUGCUAUCUUAUAAGAAUAAUUUAGUUGUUUUUGGAGGCGAGUUCACGUCAUUGAAUGAAACACCACUGUGGUUUUUUGACUUGCAUACGUUCACGUGGUCGAAGCCAUUUGGCGAACAGAAGGGACCUGUAAACCGUCGAGGUCACACGGCUGUCAUUGCUGGCGAUGUAAUGUACGUUUUUGGUGGCUACAUCGACCUUAGAGGCGCCUCAAAAGAACUGUGGAAAUAUGACUUUUCUACAAAUGUUUGGACAAGAGAAACGAUUCAGUCACGAUGGCCAAGCCCGCGGUAUUCCCAUUCAGCGGUAGUAUUUGAUAGAAGUAUGGUGAUAUUUGGUGGGUUGGAGGAUAUGCAGCUAAAAAAUGACAUGUGGCUCUGGAACAUGGCGUCCUGUAAGUGGAGCAGAAUAAAAGGCAAGAACUCUCCUCCUCCACUWUUCGGUCACACUGCAGUCAAGGUCGGCGAUGGUAUGAUUAUUUUUGGUGGAGAAUCGACAGACGGGUCUUUGCACAACACUCUGUGGAGAUUUAACUUUGAUUCUCAAUCAUGGACUACUAUUACACCCAAGGGUAUGAUAUCUCCACCACCUAGAAGYUACCACUCCUUAGUCCAGAUUCCUCAUUUUAUCUUUACGUCUCGACGUCCAACGUCUUCACGUUCCGCCCCGCCUUGCACGCCGGGAUACGACCGUGAACUACCAAGACUUGGAGAAGGAAAUGAACCCGACGAAGUUACCGAACUUGAUAUCGGUAAAACACUGAGCUCGGUGGUAUCUCUCGGCUCUCUCGACUCGACAGCUUUACUCUCGCAAACUGACGAUGAAAUAGUACGAAUUAAAGUGAGUACAACAGGUUCUCUGGAUUCAUUGAUUCCUAACAAAAGUUUACGAGAAGCUGAGAACAUGUCUAUGACAAACCACGACAGAAUAUGUGACGUUAAUGAUGAUGAAACUUUAGGUAGUGAAGAAAACACAACAUUAAAACAYARUCAUUCGUGUACAAAGCCUAAAUCAGCUUCUAUAAAAAAGACGAACAAUUUAUUAAAGCCCACCUAUGGUGUGAUAUCACUACGGGAACAGCUCAAACCACAGAGUACGAAUUAUUUGUCACMMUCAACUAAAGCGACUUUUUGUCGYUCCACUCUCGACGAGGAUGCAAUGCAGUCAGCGAUAGUUAAUUUGAUGGUACUUGGAGGGACGUCMAAGAGGGGGAUAGAGAGUGUUGACCGAUGGAUCGAUAUGUGGAAAUGUCAAAUUGAUCCAGAGAAACAARGCUCCGGUGUUAAGCGUAUUGAAGUUGAAUGUACCGAGCCUUCCCAAUACAGCAGCACAAAGUCUUAUGACAGCACAGUGGCAUAUGUGAACUUUAACAUAACAGACAAUKCAAUUGAUAAUGAGUAUUACGAUGACAGCGACGAGAAUGGUGACACAACUAUCAAAGCUGAAUGUGUAUUGAUGGAUAUGUUAGACGGAGACACAGACACACUUGAUAAGACAUUAGGYGAUCAAACCGCUGUCCAUAGUAAUUCCAUGACUACGGUCUCAAUAUAAUUGAUCUAAAAAGAGUCAUUUGUGGAGCAAAUGUUUCAGAAAAUAUCAGAAUUUAUUUGUAUAAAUAUGUGUUCAAAUGUAUUCAAAGUUUUAUAUAUAUAAUGUGUUUAUAUAAAUAUCAGAGUUAUUUGAUGAGAAUGUUAAGUUUAUAUAUUUUAUUUUGAAAUCUUCACAGUGUCUAUAUAUGCAAAUGUUAUUAAUUCUGUUCAAAUAUACUUUAAUAAAGAAAUGAAAAUUCA